This is a messenger RNA of Anopheles cruzii, 3165 nucleotides long. RefSeq names its product glycine dehydrogenase (decarboxylating), mitochondrial. Lineage: Eukaryota; Metazoa; Arthropoda; Insecta; Diptera; Culicidae. Gene Ontology annotation, cellular component: glycine cleavage complex; mitochondrion. Gene Ontology annotation, molecular function: pyridoxal phosphate binding; glycine dehydrogenase (decarboxylating) activity; glycine binding. The transcript is spliced from 4 exons. The coding region runs from base 106 to 3129 and encodes 1007 amino acids. The record is from RefSeq and is a predicted model, not a curated record. Gene Ontology annotation, biological process: glycine decarboxylation via glycine cleavage system.
UGGUGUAUCAGUGAGCCCCUCCGUGCUAUGCGUUCAGUGAUAAUCAACACAAACGGUAUUGUCUAAACACCCAGUUACUGAUCUCUGCGACCUCACGCCGUUACAAUGCAACGCACGAUGAUCCUUGGCAAGCAGCAGCUGCACUCUAUCUGCCGGCGGGGUGGUGUACAGCGCCACGGUGCCCUACUGGCGCGGGUGUCGGCCAGCAUGCAGGGCAACUUGCAGCUACAGCGCUAUCUUGCCACGGUGGAAGAGCUUUUCCCAAACAAGCCGGACUUUGCCUCACGGCAUAUUGGCCCCCGUAAAACUGACGUCGUUACCAUGCUGAACUCGAUCGGAUUCAAGUCACUCGACGAACUGUCGGAAAAGGCUGUGCCCGAGGUGAUCAAAUUCAAACGUAUUCUCAAUAUAGAGGAUCCUAUGAAUGAACACGAGCUGAUCGAUCGAAUGCGGCAAAUCGGUAGCAAGAACGAGGUGUGGCGAUCGUACAUUGGCAUGGGUUACCACAACUGUUUGGUACCGCAUCCGAUACUGCGGAACAUCUUCGAGAAUCCCGGCUGGACGACACAAUACACACCGUAUCAACCGGAAAUCAGCCAGGGACGCCUGGAGUCGCUGCUGAACUUCCAAACGCUCGUCACUGACAUGACGGGGCUGGAGAUCGCAAACGCAUCGCUGCUGGACGAAGGGACGGCGGCGGCCGAAGCGAUGAGCCUUUGCUAUCGGUACAACAAACGGCGCAAGGUGUUCCUUUCGCGCAAACUGCACCCCCAGACGGUGGCCGUGGUGAAGACUCGCCUGGAAGCGCUCGGCAUCGAGGUGGUGUUCGGUUCGGUGAAGGCAAUCGACUUUGGCGACCACGAGAUAUCGGGUGUGCUGAUGCAGUACCCGGACACGUUCGGGGAUGUGCAGGACUUUGAGCAGGUGUCGAAGGACUGUAAGAAAAAUGGAACGCUGGUGGUGGUGGCCACGGAUUUGCUCGCCCUGACGCUUUUGCGACCACCGGCAGAAUUUGGGGCCGACAUUGCCAUCGGUUCGGCCCAGCGAUUGGGUGUUCCGCUUGGGUACGGUGGGCCACACGCGGCCUUCUUUGCGUGCCGCCAGAAACUAACGCGCCUCAUACCGGGCCGAAUGAUAGGUGUUACGCGCGAUAUGGACGGAGAGGACGCGUACCGGUUAGCGUUGCAAACUCGCGAGCAGCACAUUCGGCGGGAUAAAGCGACGAGCAAUAUCUGCACGGCGCAAGCCCUUCUUGCCAAUAUGGCCGCUAUGUACGCCAUCUAUCACGGACCGGAAGGCCUGAAGAACAUUGCCAAUCACAUCCACAACUGCGCGCUCACAGUGAACGCCGGUAUCGAAAAGGCGGGCCAUCGACAGCUGAACAAAGCUUUCUUCGACACGCUGCACGUGGUGCCGAAUGGAACUACAACGGCCGAGAUUAAGGCGCGAGCGGAACAGAAGAAGAUUAACCUGCGGUACUUCGAUGACGAUACGAUUGGUAUCGCUAUGGAUGAGACGGUCAGAACGUCGGACAUUGGCGACCUGCUGUGGGUUUUCGGUUGCCCUGACAUUGAAAGUACGGUGGCCGAUCCGCAGGCCACGAGCCGAACCAUCCACAACACAAAGCUCCGGCGUACGUCACCCUUUCUAACGCAUCCCAUUUUCAACAAACAUCACAGCGAGUCGCGAAUGGUGCGCUACAUGAAGCAGUUGGAGAACAAGGACAUUUCGCUGGUCCACUCGAUGAUACCGCUCGGGUCGUGUACGAUGAAGCUAAAUUCGACGACCGAAAUGAUUCCCUGCUCCUUCCAGGAGUUUACCGAGAUUCACCCGUUUGCACCGAGAGAACAGGCCAAAGGCUACAUGCAGAUGUUUGCGGAGCUGGAAAAGGAUCUGUGCGAGAUUACGGGAUACGAUAAAAUCUCCUUCCAGCCGAACAGUGGAGCGCAGGGCGAGUACGCCGGUCUGCGAGCUAUCCGCAGCUAUCACAGUUCGCGCGGGGAGCCCCAUAGAACGAUCUGCCUAAUUCCGAUCAGUGCACACGGUACGAACCCGGCGUCGGCCCAGAUGGCGGGCAUGAAAGUGGAAGCCAUUCGGGUAAACAGUGCGACCGGUGUGAUCGAUAUGGCUCACCUCAAGGAGAAGGUGGAACAGAACGCGGACAAUCUUUCUUGUCUGAUGCUUACCUACCCCUCGACGAACGGUAUUUUUGAGGACAACGUCGUGGAUGUUUGCGACCUGGUGCACAAACACGGAGGUCAAGUGUAUCUCGAUGGGGCAAACAUGAACGCCCAGGUUGGCCUCUGCCGACCAGGCGACUUCGGUAGCGACGUGUCGCAUCUGAAUCUGCACAAAACGUUCUGCAUCCCGCACGGUGGCGGCGGCCCCGGAAUGGGGCCGAUCGGGGUUAAAGCUCACCUAGCACCUUUCCUACCGACGCAUCCCGUCAUCGAGCCACACCCAGAGAGCGACGGCCGCAGCUUUGGUGUUGUCAGUGCUGCGCCGUAUGGUUCGUCGGCCAUUCUACCGAUUUCGUGGUCGUACAUCAAACUGAUGGGCGGCCGGGGAUUAAGACGCGCGACGCAGGUUGCCAUUCUGAAUGCCAACUACAUGUCGAAGCGACUGGAAAACCAUUUCAAGACGCUGUACACCGAUCCGAAGACGGGACUGGUGGCGCACGAGUUCAUUGUGGAUGUGCGCGAUUUCAAGAAAACUGCCAACAUCGAAGCGGUCGACAUCGCCAAACGACUGAUGGACUAUGGGUUCCACGCACCAACCAUGUCGUGGCCGGUGGCCGGUACGCUCAUGGUAGAACCGACCGAAUCGGAAGACAAAGAGGAGCUGGAUCGGUUCUGCGAUGCCAUGAUUUCUAUCCGUAAAGAAAUCCACGAAAUCGAAGAGGGCCGGCUGGACAUUCGAGUGAACCCGUUGAAGAUGGCCCCGCACACGCAGAAGCAAACCAUAUCAUCCGAAUGGAAUCGUCCGUAUCCCCGCGAGCUGGGUGCAUUCCCAGCGCCUUUCGUCAAACCGGAGACAAAAGUUUGGCCCACAGUAGGACGUAUCGAUGACCUGUAUGGUGACAAGCAUCUCGUUUGCACGUGUCCUCCAAUGGUGCCGGAUUACGAAUAAAAGAAGGGACCAGCUAAAAUAAAUGUGCAAGAAUAA